Cuscuta epithymum is the source of this 1682-nucleotide messenger RNA. NCBI's taxonomy places the organism in Eukaryota, Viridiplantae, Streptophyta, Magnoliopsida, Solanales, Convolvulaceae. The record is from the annotation of a GenBank genome assembly.
UGGUGAUAAGGAAGACAUGCCAAAUGACCGAACGUUGGUCAUAGAUUCCAUGUCCCCAUACUUCAUUCAAUCCGGUGAUAAGCCCGGAGAUGUUUUUGUCACUUCGCUUCUGCGAGAUGGAAAUUAUGGAGAUUGGCUCGAUGAGAUGAGCAAUGCCUUAUAUGCCAAGAACAAAUUUGGAUUCGUCAAUGGUGAUAUUCCGAUGCCAGAGUCUGGCUCCCCGUAUCUACCGUAUUGGAAACGAGCUAAUGCUAUGGUUAAAGGUUGGCUUAAUAGUAGUAUGGAGCUUGAAUUAAGGCAAAGUGUGAAGUUCAAAACGGCACGAGAAAUUUGGGAAGAUCUAGAGGAACGCUUCGGCAAGGAAAGUGCACCCCGUGUCUACGAGCUACGCACGUUACUUGGCGAGACUCGACAAGACGGCCAGUCUAUAUCGGCCUACUUUAGCCGGCUACGCCGUAUAUGGGAUGAAAUGACAUCUCUUUGUAAAACUCCAAGUUGUUCAUGCGGCAAAUGCAUGUGCAACAUUACAAAGCAGAUUAAUGAAGCUCGUGACAAAGACCAUCUUUACGAUUUUCUUAUGGGCCUGGAUGACUAUUAUGGUCAACUCAAGAGCCAUAUUCUAGCAACACGUCCGCUACCAAGCCUGACAACUGCGUACCAUUUGAUAUCUGAAGGAGAACAGCAUCGGCUAAUUGCCACCUCACGCAAGACAGGGAUCGAAGCAUCUGCUUUCCAAGCCCAAGCAAAAUUAAUCCCUGAAGCUAAUCGGAAAAUAGGCGGAAAAGACGGACGACACUGUUCACAUUGCGGCAGAACAAAUCACACCCAGGACACGUGCUUCGAGAUCAUUGGGUAUCCUGCUGGGUGGAAUGUCCGCAGCAGAGAAGGAAAAUCCCAAGGGGGUCGAUCUGGUGACAGUCGCUUGCUUUGAUCUCAGGAUCGCUCCAAAAAUUCACAAAACCGGACUGUAGGGCCACCUCGUGCGGCGCACGUUGACCAAGUUGAAAACCAUUUCUCUGGUUUAUCAAACGACCAGCUCCAACGUUUGGUACAGAUCGUGCGUGAAGAAUUUUCAAAGGGGUCCAAUUCUGAAACAACUCCCAAGCAAGUGAACAUGGCAGGUAACGUGAAUUUCCAACCAACGUGGAUACUAGACUCGGGUGCGACGGAACAUAUCACGUGUGAUAGAACACUUCUUACCGACAUCAUGGCAAACCCGUCGGAGUCCCCCGUCCGAAUACCUAACGGUGAAGUUGUCCCGGUGCACUCUAUUGGCCUUACCCUCGAGGAAGCCGAUUGGAGUAGGUAGAUUUUACAACGGCCUAUACUAUUUGGAGCCAUUCACUGAUGAGCGGGUGGCAAUGUUGGUAUCAACGCGGGCUGAGGUAUGGCAUCAUCGUCUUGGUCACGCCCCUGAUGACAGACUCCGUCACAUCACUCUCUUGCAAGGCUUCCAAAGACACUCUAAUUUUUGUGAUUCUUGUAUUCGGGCGAAACAAACUCGUCUGCCUUUUUUUCGUAGCGCUAUUAAAACAAAGCACAGUUUUGAUUUAAUUCAUUGUGACAUCUGGGGAGGCUACAGGUGUAGUUCCUUCACUGGCGCCCGUUAUUUUCUUUCAAUUGUUGACGACUUUACCCGAGGUGUUUGGGUUUAUCUUAUGAAAAAUAAAUCUGAUGUGGGG